This is a messenger RNA of Schistocerca cancellata (South American locust), 723 nucleotides long. RefSeq lists its product as uncharacterized. The transcript has a single exon. Lineage: Eukaryota; Metazoa; Arthropoda; Insecta; Orthoptera; Acrididae. The record is from RefSeq and is a predicted model, not a curated record. The coding region runs from base 1 to 723 and encodes 240 amino acids.
AUGAGUGCUGCCUUCGCAAGGAGUGCUGCCUUCGCAAGGAGUGCUGCCUUCGCAAGGAGUGCUGCCUUCGCAAGGAGUGCUGCCUUCGCAACGAGGGCUGCCUUUGUAGGGAGUGCUGUCUUCAUAAGGGGUUUUGCCUUCGCCAGGACUGCUGCCUUUGCAAGGAGUGCUGCCUUCGCAAGGAGAAAUGCCUUCGCAAGGAGUGCUGCCUUCGCAAGGAGUGCAGCCUUCGCACGUAGUGCUGCCUUCCCACGGAGUGCUGCCUUUGCACAGAGAUCUGCAUUCGCAGGGUGUGGUGCCUUCGCAAGGUGUGCUGCCUUCGGUAGGAGUGCUGCCUUCAAAAGGAGUGCUGCCUUCGCAAGGAGUACUGCCUUCGAAAGGAGUGCUGCCUUCGCAAGGAGGCCUGCCUUCGAGAGGAGGGCUGCCUUCGAGAGGAGGGCUGCCUUCGCAGGGAGUGCUGCCUUCGCAAGGGGUAAUGCAUUUUCAAGUAGUGCUGCCUUCUCAGGGAGUACUGCCUUUGCAACGAGUGCUGCCUCCCAAAGAGUGCUGCCAUCACAAGGAGUGCUGCCUUCGCAAGGAGUGCUGCCUUCGCAAGGAGUGCUGCCUUCGCAAGGAGUGCUGCCUUCGCAAGGAGUGCUGCCUUCGCAAGGAGUGCUGCCUUCGCAAGGAGUGCUGCCUUCGCAAGGAGUGCUGCCUUCGCAAGGAGUGCUCCCUUCGCAAUGA